ACUCACAGUACCUCAUUUAUUCGACUGGUGAACGUCGCAUUAUUGUGGUGUGGUAGCGCUCGUAGUCGUGGUGCACUGUCUCCAGCACGUUGUUGCAAAACAAAAAAACACUCGUGUAGUUCAAAAUAGCGCGUCGAACUCUUAGAAAAAGGUGUUUUUAAGAUCGUUUUUGUUAUAAUGUGUGUAAUGUAAUGGCAACUGAAAGCGAAACAACAAAUCACACAACGCCGGCGGCGAUCGGGGAUGACAAUAAAGCUACCAAGGAAGGCAGUGAUGAUUGCACACUGGAUGGUAUAUUGGUGCGUAUCGGACAAUUCGGACGCUUCCAACUGUUCAAUUAUGUCCUGCUAUGCAUACCCAUGAUUUUCAAUGCGUUCUUCUCCAUCUCCUACGUGUUUACGGCAAGUACAGUGGUGCACAGAUGCUUUGUGCCGCAAUGUGAUAGCCCCGCGAGUGAUUAUUAUGAACCUUGGCUCAAUUACACGAUACCCAUGAAGGGUUCUAGCUACGAGCAGUGCACACGCUUUGCUGCUACGAAUAGAACUGAGGAUAUAAUGGCGGAAUAUACCAAUCCAUCGAGUGAAUUUUGUACACCUGCAUAUUUCAAUCAAAGUAAUACCGAGAAAUGUGGAAAUGAUUUGAAGUUUCGCGAUGAAGAAUAUACCAUAUCUAAUGAGUUCUCCAUCUUUUGCUCGGAUAUAUGGAUGUUGACAAUGGUCGGUACGAUAAAUAAUAUUGGGCAAUUUGUCGGUAUACCAGUGGGUGGUUUUUUUGCCGAUCGCUUUGGUCGUCGCACAAUGCUUGCCGUUGGCGGUUUUCUUAGCGCCGUUAUGGGUAUAAUACGCUCGGUAUCUAGCAACUAUUAUAUGUUCAUCGUGUUUGAAUUCAUCGACAUGGCUGUCGGCAGUACACUCUUUCCAACUGCCUUUUUGUUGGCCAUCGAAUUGGUGGGACCAAAACGGCGUGUUGCUGCUGCGACCAUCAUCACGAUCUUCUAUUCACUGGGCGAGGCGCUGUUGGGCGUUUUAGCUCAACAAUUUCAAAAUUGGCGCAAUCUAUUACGCAUCCUCUAUACGCCAGCACUCCUACAGAUACUAUUCCUCUUUAUACUACCCGAAAGUGUACGUUGGCUAUUGAGUCAGGGUAAGGAGGAGGAGGCUACGCGCUUGCUAAAACGUGCUGCACGCGUAAAUAAACGCGUGAUACCAGAGGAGGAUCUGAAAGCUUUGGUAGCGGAAAAUCAAGCGAAACUUGAACAAGCACACGAAAGUCAUUAUCCUAUUGUGAAAGCUUUGAAAUUGUUUCGUUGGCGUAUAUUGAAUUGUUGUUUAUGUUGGUUUACUCACACUUUAGUGGCAUUGGGAUUGAGUCUCACCUCAGUCACACUGGGUGGUAAUAAAUAUGUAAAUUUCCAGCUGAAUGGUUUAAUACAAGUGCCGGGUUUGAUUUUGCCAUUGUUGAUUAUGGAUCGGAUUGGGCGACGUUACUCUCUAUGCGGCUCGAUGUUAGUGUGUGCACUCUGUAUGGGCAUUACAGCGUUGGUGGGCAAAAAUCAUAAUAUUGCUGAGUUGGUGCUAUUUUUAAUUGGGAAACUUGCAAUUACAUGCAGUUUUCAAAUUUUAUAUUUUUUCACCUCAGAAAUUUUCCCCACUAAUGUACGUAACAGUUUGCUAUCAUUUUGCUCGAUGGUUGGGCGAAUCGGUUCGAUGCUUGCGCCUCAAGCUCCACUUCUGGCCAAUUACUAUGAGUAUGCGCCACAAAUUCUCUUCGCCAGCUUCGCUUUGCUUAGCGGCACGUUAACUCUACUUUUCCCAGAAACAACUGAUAAAGUGCUACCAACAACGCUACAAGAUGCCGAACACUUGAACGAUAAAAAACACAAAAAUGCUGCAAACGUUGUUGAAUAAGUGUAAUUUUGUGCUGGAGUGACUGUUGAACUAAAUUGUAUUAAAAAAAUUUUGUAAGAAAGUAUGAUUGUGUGCCUGAAGUUUUUUGUAUAUAAAAAGGGAAAAUGUGUAAUAGCUUAAUUUUUACAAAAUAAAAGAAAAAAAUAUCAUUAACAAGAAAAUAAUGUAGCAUUUUUUUAUACAAGAAUGCACCUUCUCCAUAAUAAAAUUGUAACGAAUUUUGUU
Molecule: messenger RNA, 2132 nt
Organism: Anastrepha obliqua
Lineage: Eukaryota; Metazoa; Arthropoda; Insecta; Diptera; Tephritidae
Product: organic cation transporter protein
Exons: 6
Coding region: 192-1907 (571 amino acids)
Biological process (GO): transmembrane transport
Cellular component (GO): membrane
Molecular function (GO): transmembrane transporter activity
Source: RefSeq, a predicted model, not a curated record